AGUAGUACUACUACUACCACCACUAGUACCACAAGCAGUAGUACCACCAGUACCAGUACCACUACUACUACUACUACCACCACUAGUACUACAACGAGUGGCAGCAGUACCACAAGUAGUACUACUACCAGUAGCAGUAGCACCUCAAGCAGCACUACUACCACGACCAGCACUAGCAGUACUACUACUACCACUACCACCACAAGUGCUACAACAAGUAGCAGCAGUACUACAAGUAGUACUACUACGAGCAGCAGUAGUACCACAAGUACCACUUCCACAAGCAGUAGUAGUACCACAAGUAGUACUACUACGAGCAGCAGUAGCACCUCAAGUAGCACCACUACAAGCAGCAGCAGUACUUCAAGUACUACUACUACUACCACUACCACCACUAGUACUACAACAAGUAGCAGCAGCACCACAAGCAGUACUACCACGAGCAGUAGCACUACUACUACCACUACCACCACCAGCAGUACCACUACGAGCAGUAGCAGUACGUCAAGUAGCACUACAACCACCAGCAGCAGUACCACAAGUAGUACUACCACUACUACUAGCAGUACUUCAAGCAGCACUACUACCACGACCACCACUAGCAGUAGCAGGACCACAAGUAGCACUGCAACCACCAGCAGUAGUACUUCAAGUAGUACUACAACGAGCAGCAGCAGUACCUCAAGUAGCACUACUACCACUAGCAGUACCUCAACUAGCACCACUACAAGCAGUAGCAGUACUUCAAGUAGCACCACUACUACGACCACCACUAGCAGUACCACUACGAGCAGCAGCAGCACUACGAGUAGCAGUACAACGAGUAGUAGCAGUACCACAAUUAGUACUACCACUACCACUAGUAGUACCUCAAGUAGCACGACUUCCAUCAUAA
Adineta steineri is the source of this 895-nucleotide messenger RNA. The record is from the annotation of a GenBank genome assembly. Lineage: Eukaryota; Metazoa; Rotifera; Eurotatoria; Adinetida; Adinetidae.